AUGGCCCCUGCCGCGCUGGAUAAUGCGAAUCCUACCAUUUUGAGCGCCUCACAGCUACCGACUCGCCAGAAGAAGGCCGCUCAUCGCCACGGACCGGACAGCAGGUAUUCUGACAUCAUCUUGUCCAAGCCAGCCUUCCUAUCGCAGCCAUGUUGCGAUAACGGGGUGGUAUGGCCCCGCGGCGAUGACGCCGUGAACCAUGAUCAAUAUGCCCCGGAACCCAUUGACGAGCAGGAGAUUUACGACUUGAUUGCCACCAUUUCGGAUCCUGAGCACCCCGUUUCACUAGGGCAGCUCUCCAUCGUCAACAUAGACGACAUCCACAUCACUCCUUCUCCAGCCCUUGGCGUACCCGAUGCCAACACCAUCGUCCAAGUGACGGUUGAAAUUACCCCUACUGUCACGCAUUGUUCGCUCGCCACAGUCUUGGGGCUUGGCGUCAGGGUUCGACUGGAACAGUGCUUGCCACCAAACUACCGCGUCGACGUCCUUUGCAGAGAAAAUACCCACAGCCAAGAUGACCAGGUGAACAAACAGCUUGCCGACAAGGAGAGGGUUGCUGCGGCUCUGGAAAACGACUCUCUGAAAGGAGUUUUGGAUAAGAUGCUUGAAACGUGCGUUUAA
This is a messenger RNA of Metarhizium brunneum ARSEF 3297, 624 nucleotides long. RefSeq names its product MIP18 family protein (gene MIP18). Gene Ontology annotation, biological process: iron-sulfur cluster assembly. The record is from RefSeq and is a predicted model, not a curated record. Lineage: Eukaryota; Fungi; Ascomycota; Sordariomycetes; Hypocreales; Clavicipitaceae.